Selaginella moellendorffii is the source of this 787-nucleotide messenger RNA. Its product is annotated as probable glutathione S-transferase. The coding region runs from base 11 to 679 and encodes 222 amino acids. The transcript has 2 exons. Lineage: Eukaryota; Viridiplantae; Streptophyta; Lycopodiopsida; Selaginellales; Selaginellaceae. The record is from RefSeq and is a predicted model, not a curated record. Gene Ontology annotation, molecular function: glutathione transferase activity. Gene Ontology annotation, cellular component: cytoplasm. Gene Ontology annotation, biological process: glutathione metabolic process.
GUUCCUGGCUAUGGCGGAUGAGAGCGUGAAGCUGCUGUGUGUGUGGUCCAGCCCCUACUCCAUGCGCGCGAUGCUGGCGCUGGAACUCAAGUCGAUCCCCUACGAGCGCGUCGAGCAGGACGUGAGGAGCAAGGGCGAGCUGCUGCUUCGAUCCAAUCCCGUGCACAAGAAAGUCCCAGUGCUGAUCCACAACGGCAGGCCAAUCGCGGAAUCCAGCGUCAUAAUAGAGUACAUCGACGAGCAGUGGCGCGAUCACGGCGAUGAGAUUCUUCCCAGGGAUCCAUACGCUCGAGCGCAGGAGCGAUUCUGGGCAGAUUUCGUGGAGAGGAAGAUCUUUGCAGAAUCGGCGAAUGUGGUGUUCCGGGCCACCGGGCAGGAAGAUUUCCUCGCCAGCUGCGGCAUUCUCGAGGAGGAGCUGCGCAAGAGCAAUCGCGCGCCCUAUUUCGGUGGCGCGAAGCUCGGGCUCGUUGACAUUGUCCUCGUCUCCACCGCGCUCUGCUCCAAAUCGCUCGUCGAGGUCGGGGGCCUGAGGCUGCCAUCGCGCGACGCCUGCCCGCGAUUCCUCGCCCUCCUCGACGCGAUCCGGGAGCACCCGCUGGUGCGCUCGUCGCUGCCAUCCCCGGACAAACUCCGCGACUUCUUCGCCACGGCAAUGCCAUGGAUAAAAAGCUUAUCUUAAACCCAAUGUGGGCGUUGAUGCUUUUAAUGGCGCGAGCUAAAGAUUUCUCCGCAAGAAUCGACCGCUUUUGGGGGCCAUAGAAGUUUAAAAGAAAAAGUUGGCGAAGCU